Prorocentrum cordatum is the source of this 801-nucleotide messenger RNA. The record is from the annotation of a GenBank genome assembly. NCBI's taxonomy places the organism in Eukaryota, Dinophyceae, Prorocentrales, Prorocentraceae.
AUGGCGGCCCAGGAGGCUCCAAGAGGUAUGGCUGAAGCUAUGAAGCAGGCAGAGGCGGGUAUGGCGCUCUUCAAGGAUAAGGCCGAGGUGCAGGUCGACAAGUCUGCCGCGGAGGCCUUCAAGGCAUCGCACGAGGCCUUGCUGACAGAGGUGCAGAAGGUCAUCGAUUCGCUGACUGGCAAAGACAACAAGAAGGAGCGCACCGCGAAGAGCAAGGAGUUGUCCGAGCUCAAGGUCGACAGGCAGUACAUCGACGCCUGCAAGAUCGUGAAGGGCCUGGAGCCCGUGAACGGCUUCUUCUCCGUGGCGCCCGCGGCUCCGGUCGAGACCGCGGCCCCAGAGCCGCAGGUUGCGGAGGCACCGGCCGGGAGGUUGGACCCCGACGCGAAGAGGGCCGCGAGGCCGGCCAAGAAGGCGGAGGCCGCGGGGCUGAGCCAGGCGGAGAGGAAGGAGCUCGACCAGAUCAAAAACGACAUCGUGACGCGCAAGGCCCAGCUGAAGGAGCAGGGGAUGAGCGGCGGCCAGCAGAACAAGGACGCGCAGAUCGUGGAGUGGGUCGCUCGCAUGACCGAGCUAAAGGAGAAGGAGUGUCCAGGAAGCACGCAGAAGCCCGACAAGAAAGAGGAGAAGAAGAAGAAGGUCCUGGGCUCCGACAUGCAGAAGGCGGCGGACUCGCUGAGGCAGGAGAUCGACGCUUACAGGUCCAAGCUCAAGUCUGAGUUCGGCUACAGUAACAAGGAGAUCAAGGCCGACCCCGAUCUGGCAGAGAUGGAGGCGAGGCUGCAGGCGAUCGAGAAGUAG